Dreissena polymorpha is the source of this 1904-nucleotide messenger RNA. RefSeq lists its product as uncharacterized. The record is from RefSeq and is a predicted model, not a curated record. Gene Ontology annotation, molecular function: protein binding. Bases 312 to 1904 code for a protein of 530 amino acids. The transcript has 6 exons. Lineage: Eukaryota; Metazoa; Mollusca; Bivalvia; Myida; Dreissenidae.
CCGAGUUUCAGUUCGUUUCCCCCCCCCUCCCCCUCCACACACACACAAACACACACACACUGUGAAACAUAAUUCAUUAUCAAUGUCCCAACAUGCUUAUGUAAACUAUAUACGUCCAAAACAUCUCGCCGCAUAGAAAUGCAAAUUUUUAAAUAAAUUUAUAAGUUGUUAUAUAGUUUUUAAUAACGAGUAGAUCAAUUAUAGCCUGGUUACUUUAAGAUCUUGAAAUCAUUGUAAUCCUAUUCUCUAGCAUAGAUUCCCAAGCGCAUUCAUUUGUUCAAUUCAUAUCAACUUACUUUCGAUUUCAACGGAUGGUCACAAUACAUAAAUUCGAACGAACAAGUUGGAGACUACAUGGGAUUUUGACAGAUGGCGGGAAACCCUCAUCAACUGGAGAUCAGCCGGUAAAAAGGUUACACGAGUUUGAAGAAGUACAGGUUGCGUUUAGCAAGAUGUGGAACCUUUCAGUGGAUAUGGAAGCCGCGCCAAGAGAAUCAAGGAUGCAGAACAAGGAAAGCGAUAUUGGUGUCAGAAGAGCGUCGAACAAAAAGCGUCAUCAAAACCUUCAAUCAAUCAUGCAGAUUCCAGAGCAUUUCACAGAAUUGUCUAUUCGGAUGUUUGACGCACUUGACGACAGUGGAGCUGGGAAGGAAACUGUAUUGGAGCGGAGGAGAACUUUCUUGCGGAGGGAGCACAUUGAGAAAAUAUCAUAUCAACUAGAAGGAAUGAACAGUGAGUGUUUUCAUUUCGGGAGCCAGUCGGAAGGGACCACAACUCCCGGUCUCCAGUCUGAUAUUGAUUUCCUACAAAGUAACCACAUAAUCAAUAUCAUGACCGUCUGGGAAGACUGGAGGACUGGGAUGAUUAACCUUCUGAUGCUCCACGACAACACCACUCCACCUCAACAGUACUUGCUACAACUCAUCCAUACAGACACACCGGAACCAGAGACCAGUCUGACCGAUGACACGUUCGUAAGGAAAGAUUCUGGGCAAAUACUGUUCAGUGCUGAAAGAUGGAAACAGGAAAUCGAGUAUGUAAAUAGAGAUCAAGGGGAGGUUACUAAAAAUGGGCCUUCUGUGAGUUUUACGCCUAACUGGGAUAUUGUAAAUGCAUGUCAUAUACGCAAACCUUUUCCUGAAAUACAGCACUGGAUAGACCGAUGUAGAGGUAAACACUGGCCACCUGUUCAGCUUCUCGAGGCUGCACGGAUAGCUCCGUGUUUCCUGGUACCAGCAGGACAUCCAGACAGCGAUUACAAGCGUGAAGAAUGGCGACUGUCUCCAAACCUGAUAGAACGAAUGUUGAUUGGUCAUCUUCAGGCGGCAGUUCGAGUGCUGGAGGAUGUAGAGAGAAGGUAUCACAGCACGGUCAAGGCUGUGUGUGGAUGUGGAUCAAUACAGGGAGACAGGGAUCUGAAGGUGUUUGCUGAUAUGCUAUUAGGCAACACUGACAACAGUGAACUUCCAUUCACAUUCUGUGUAAAUUUUUUAAGACAGGAAUCACACUGUGCCCCUUUAAUUUUAUUGUUUGAAAUGAAUCGCAAUAUCACUGAAGAGGAAGUGGCACAGAGAGAUUACACUGAAAAACAUUGGAUGGGCAGUGCUGAGGUGGAUGCUCUUCCGUUCCUAUACUAUAUGCAGUACAUCACGUAUGGGGGACUCGGUGAACGUGACACACAGCUUCACGCUAUGGGAGUCCUUGAGGCUUAUAAUAUAGAUAUAAGAAAUCAACUCAACCUGUAUCACCAAGAGACAGCACUGAACUUGCUCGGGCAUUGUUACGAAAUGGAAGGAGACUAUGCAGGAGCGUUACAUUACUACGAGUGGUCAUUGCGUUGUCUUCGUACAAACAACGCCGCUAACUGGCACGUCCUGCGUAUUAUGCGUCUCAUAAGUGGUUAA